This is a messenger RNA of Penicillium subrubescens, 756 nucleotides long. RefSeq lists its product as uncharacterized. Gene Ontology annotation, cellular component: mitochondrion. The transcript has 2 exons. Bases 1 to 756 code for a protein of 251 amino acids. The record is from RefSeq and is a predicted model, not a curated record. Lineage: Eukaryota; Fungi; Ascomycota; Eurotiomycetes; Eurotiales; Aspergillaceae.
AUGGCUCUCCGGCCAUCCCUGUUCUCGCGCUGGCUCGCGCAACCAGCAGAGCUCCUCCAACAAUCCACAAUCACCCUUCGCGCAACCCGAUCCCGAACCUCCCCGUCGCAGACCCUGGCUCUGACUCGACGAGUCCUUCUUAACGGGCAAGGACAAUCGACCACCAGACGCUCAUUCAACUCGCUAGCAAACCGAUUCACCACCCGAGCGAAUCUGACACCACGAGCAAUCCACCUCCCACGCCGCAGCACCCGCCGCGCAAACUCAACCAACAGCAACAACACCUCCCAAUCCAGCUCAUCCACCAAAGAAGGCAGCUCGCUCUCACAGCGCCUCCGCACUUUAUCCCGAGAAUACGGUUGGGCCGCGCUGGGCGUGUACUUGGGCCUUUCAGCACUGGAUUUCCCCUUCUGCUUCGUCGCGGUGCGAUUGCUUGGUGUAGAGCGGAUUGGGCAUUGGGAGCAUGUUAUUGUUUCGUCUGUGAAGGAUGUAUUUAAGUCUGUUUGGCCGCAGGCGGAGAGUGGAUCUGCGGCGGAGGGAGAUGUUGGGGAGGGUGCGCUUGUGAAGCUUGAUGGGGAGGAGGAGGGGAGUAUGGAGGAAGCUAGUAUAUGGACUCAAUUGGCUCUGGCAUAUGCCGUCCACAAGAGUCUCAUUUUCAUCCGUGUCCCAUUGACAGCGGCCGUGACGCCCAAGGUCGUCAAGGUUUUGCGACGCUGGGGUUGGGAUAUCGGCAAGCGCAAGCCGAAGAGCACCUAA